Molecule: messenger RNA, 1102 nt
Organism: Anoplopoma fimbria (sablefish)
Lineage: Eukaryota; Metazoa; Chordata; Actinopteri; Perciformes; Anoplopomatidae
Gene: hdip1
Product: chromosome 2 C16orf87 homolog
Exons: 4
Coding region: 164-640 (158 amino acids)
Source: RefSeq, a predicted model, not a curated record
CGCCCAGUAUUAGCUCGUUUCUCGUACACUGUAAUGUUUGUGUGUGUUGUCAUUUAGACACAUCGGCCUGGGUUUCUUGAAUGCAUAUAUCGGUGUACCUGGAGCAUAUCGGUCGCCGUCCAUGUAUCACAGAGAGAAGUAGCAGUAGUUACCGUACAGCUGUAUGAAACGGACUAUGUCUGCAAAUAAAACAAAGAAAGUCAAAAUGGCUACUAAAUCCUGUCCUGAAUGCGACCAACAGAUUCCAGUUGCCUGCAAGUCCUGUCCAUGUGGUUAUGUGUUUAUUAGCAGAAAACUUCUAAAUGCCAAAUUAAAUGAGCGCUCUUCUCCAGCUAUAGCAGACAAGCUGGACUUUAAGCGGAGGAGGACAGAACGCAUUCGCAGAGAAAGGAUAGACUCUUCUUUAACAAGUGACAUGGAGAACAGGCGGCGAUCGCGAGCCAACAGCCAAUCGGAUCCCAUUCGGAGGGGGCGUGGCAGACCAAAAACAGUAGGUCUGAGGAAGCAGGAAGAGGAGAAAGAGAAACAGGAGAAGGAAGUGGACAUUUAUGCCAGUCUUUCGGAUGAGAAGGCCUUUGUGUUUUCUGUGGCCUUGGCUGAGAUCAACCGCAAGAUCUUGGGUCAAAGACUCAUUUUAUAGAUUAAGGCCUGAAUAACUGAGAAUCCUGGCACAGAGAACCUAUCGUAGAAAGAAAAAAGAUCAAAUAACAAGUGGAUGACCAAAGAGGGCAGAACUGGCUGGAGCUGAACUUUAAUCUUUCACUUGGAUGAUGGGAUGAGAUUCCGAAACCUGCUGAAGCUUGAGACUGAAGUAGAAGGUGUUGAGAUCACAGCUCUUCGGAAACCUUGUAUUAUACACCCACCACACACAUGCAAAUAUAUGUUUCUUGAUUAUGGAUUGUACAUUCGUAAGAACCAGGAAAAGAGGCAUUGAUGAUAUUUCCCAACUUUUUUCUUUUUAGAUACAAACAUCUGCACCUAAAGAAACAUUAUAUUCAUCUGCAAUAGAUGGACUGUGUGAAGUAAACAUCCUCAGUAGCUUCAAGCUUAUGGAAGGGAACGGAACAUUUUGGUAACUGUGUGCUUUCUUAUAUAUACUGAA